AUGUCUCAUUACGGAUCUGGCAGUUGGAAUCUUACACGUUCUCUCGGUUCUUUCAUCUCAUCUUUCCUAAAAGAAAAGUUCGAGAACCGACAAGGUAGAAUCGUGGCUUACACGGAUGUUGGAUUGGUUUUGAUUCAUGUAGUAACUAGUCAAUCCUUCUACGUGGCUAAUCCUGUUUCAAGACAAUGCGUAGAGAUCCUUCCUCGUGUUCCUCUAGAGAAAUGUUUUUGGAUCCUUGGAAUUGCUACACGAACCAAGGACGGAGUCGUUUUGGGUUACAAAGAACUUGUGAAUCCCAUUAGCUUGAACGGAAGCAUUCAUUGGCUCGCCCAUAAUCACGAGCAUCAAGAUUUUGUUGUAUCUUUCGAUUUCUACGCUACUGGGAUAGGCCAAAACAUGAGAAAAACCUUGGCGAGGUGGGCUCGCCCUUAUAAGAAACAAUGCUCUUACACUGAUAGACUGGACGAGCUUGUUCUCAUGAUCAUAUGGAACCGCCUUGACCUCGCUCGCCGUGAUGACGAGAAGGACGCUAUAAGAAGUCUUGAUCUCUUGUAUAGAAGAGUCGAGACAGAGAUCUUAAAACGGCAAGCAAGUCCUGCGAUGAAGCUGCUGAAUGAUCUUCUAAACAUGCAUGAUGGCUUUGGAGACGAUGCUUGGCUGAAAGACUGCAGAAAACGAAUGGCUGAGACAUUCCCACGGGAAGACCCCUUCAGCAUUCUAAUGCCACCCGGUUUCGACAUUGAUAUGCAUCAAGGACCGUUACGGUCGCUCGUUGAGACAGACAACACCCUUCUGAGAGUAGACUUUGUAAGAGAAGUUGAUGCAUUGCUGCAUGAAGUGAGAUUAAUAGAGGAAGACGAGGAGGAAGCUGGUAAGAAAGGAGACCCUGAAGCGAUAGCACGUAAGUUGAAGCAGCAAGAGAAGAAGCGAACCAUCCGUCAAGUUGAAGCCCUUCUUGAUUUGGCCCUCAACUUGAAGUGGUAGGUUAGGUACCAAGAGUUGUUUGUAAAGAAAAUACGAUACUAAUAGGAUUGUGGGAGCAUCAUGCUUUUUCUUAAGGAAUAUUGGUCAGAUCAAAAUUUUACCCGCAUUAUUCUGCAUGAUGAGGGCUUGGAAGAA
Brassica oleracea var. oleracea is the source of this 1119-nucleotide messenger RNA. RefSeq names its product protein PALE CRESS, chloroplastic-like. Lineage: Eukaryota; Viridiplantae; Streptophyta; Magnoliopsida; Brassicales; Brassicaceae. Gene Ontology annotation, cellular component: chromoplast; amyloplast; proplastid. Gene Ontology annotation, biological process: chloroplast mRNA processing; leaf morphogenesis; cellular response to light stimulus. The transcript has 6 exons. The record is from RefSeq and is a predicted model, not a curated record. The coding region runs from base 1 to 984 and encodes 327 amino acids.